AUGAACUUGCUGGCGUCGUUGCGGGGCACGAAAGCCUUCGGCCAGGUCUCGAGAGCGGAGGCUGCCCACUUGAAGAGUUUGAUCCAGUCCCCUGGGCACGCCGAUCGGGACCAGAUACAGGCGCUCGCAGAGACGAUCCGCGCAGCAGGCUUCCAUGCGAAAGACCAGUCCGAUCUCUUGGACGCGGUCGCUGAGCUCGCGGCCGCAGCGCCCGCAGUCCCCGAGAUGCCAAGCAAGGGAGGACAGGAUUUCGAAUCUGCCGUCUUUUUCGUGCCGAAGGCGGUGUGGGACCAGCUGGCCAGGACAGCGAAUACCGACGAAGUGUUCGCCUUGUAUGGCAUGCUCGGCCUGCGCCAGAAAUUUUCCGAGGGGACCAUGCACGCGUUGGGGCUCGUCAUCCUGUGUGUGACGGAGGGCUUGGAUGAAACCUUGAGGAUGGCGCCAGCCACGCGCACUAGUAGCAUCAAGCCUAUCAAGGCUGCGUACAAGCGCUUCGCCGCCGACCUGCCGAGCCCGCCAGUCUGGGUGGAGAAGUUGCCGAGCAGCCCUGAGGCCCUGAAGGCGCAGCACCCCGAACUCUUCAAGGCUGCGUACCCAGACGGCCUCGGGGAGAUGAAAUUCCCCUUGCCAGCGCGCGUCUUCCGGGAGCUGGCGACAGUCACCAAGAUGCGCUUACGCGGUUCCUCAAAGAAGAACCCCUCGGUGAUGUCCGCGACCCCAAUGACUGAGAUGGGGCAGGUCGUCAGCAUGUUGGGCGAGGCGCUCAAGAGCGUGAUCCAGCAGGGCCAGCCGAAAAGCGACAUCUGCUUGCGGAUGCUCGCGCAGACGCCGAGGAGCAGACCUCACGUGUCACCCGCCCCGCCCUUGGCGAUCACAGACAAGGCGUCAGAAGAUGCGGCCGAGGAGGUCGACCAGAACGAGGCGGGCCAGGAGCGGCCCGCGGAGCCGAAGAAACAGCUCACAAUGGAUGAGGCCACGAAAGCCCCCCUGGCCAAGUCGGGCGCGAAGCGCAAGGCAGGGAGGCCUCCCGCGGCCAAGGGCAAGGGGGAGGCCGAGGCCAAGCCCAUGAAGGCAGUGAAAGACACCGCCAAGGGCUACAAGGCCACGGCCACAGUGUCCUACUCUCACGAGAAGGGCCGCCAGCAGUUCCUGGGCCGCUGCAGCGAGACCAAGAGCGCCGCGUUCUGCUACAAGUGGAAGAGCAAGAACGCGGUCGAGAGCCAAGUCAAGGCCUGGUGCCGCGAGCAGUGCAAGAAGUUCAAGGUGCCCAUCUCGCCGAAGUUCCAGGCCUGGUAUGCCCCAGGGCCAGGUGGUCGGACGCGCCCCCCUGGGCUCGCGCCUGCCAUGGCGACGCCCGCGCUCAGCUUCGAGGAGCUCCUCGAGGAGCUCGACGCCGCCCAGAGGUCUGGUAGCAGCUCGAGCCAGCAGCCAGCCAGUACGCUUGACGAGAUCAUGGAGGCGCUGCGGCAGCCAGCUCCAGACAGGGAUGCAGCAGGCGGUUCCUCGGCUCGCAUGGAUGACCAGUCCGACGAGUCCGACGGCGACGUCCGCCAGCUGCUUGCCGCUCGCCAGGCGGCGCCUGAAGAGCCGAUCCCAUGGGCGGUCAGGCCCUCGACGGUCGGCAGAUCAUACAACUUGACGCCCGAAGAAUUGGAGAACCUGCGCACAGAAGAGCGCCUUGCGAGGGCGGGCAACGUGCCUUGGCAGGGGCGCGGGCCAGACCCUGGCUGGGGGAUCUCGGCGUGGAGGGGCCAACCCUUGCGUCUUGGCCUGAACGGUGGACAAGUGCGGCACGCGAAGCGGGGGGGCAAAAACAAGGAGGUCUACCGCGAGCUCGCGAGGCAGGGGCUGCUCAGGCCCACGCCAGGCGGCACACGCUCCGCUGGACACUUGCACCUCUCGAAGGGCAAGGGCGACGGCGAGGCCGCGUUCGGCAAAGGCAAGGGCGACGGCAAGACCAGCGAGGGCAAUAAGGGCGACCAGAGCUCAGGCUCCAAAGGCAAGGGCAAACACAAGGACAUGGCCGAGGACGAGGCGAAGGACUACUUCGCCGCCCUCGUGGAGAGCUGCGAGGUGCACGAGCGCCACUGGAGGCAGAAGAAGAAGAGGAGGACCGCCGACAGCGCCGGUUCCUCGAUGCAGGAAGUGCGCGCGGAUGUGCAGAGGACGAUGCAGACAGGGGUCCACGGGCCCGAUUCUCCUCCACGCGUCAGGCGCGGCGGGUCAAGCGGAAGCGGCGCGAUCAUGCCUGUGCCCCAGCACCAGUGCACCGUGCAGGAGGUCUUCAGCGACUUCGCGGACAACGCUGCGAGGUGCGGCCGCAACGCGAGGAACGCGGCGCGCCUGAGCGAGGCUGCUGCGGGCUCGUUCAACGAGCAGGCCGAGGUGUUCGAGAGCGCGGCGAACGACAUCAUGCUCUUCCUGACGCAGCAGCGCCGCGCCGCUAGCAGCCGCCGCGGGUGCGCCAAGCGCGGGCCCGCCGACAGCCCCGACGCCCCGUGCAAGCACGCCGCGCACGAGGCCGCCGACAGCCUCGACGCCGUCGAGCCCGCCAAGCACAAGCACGCCACGCACGAGGCUGGGGCCGAGCUCGACGCCCCGCGCGAGCAGGCCGAGGCCGCGGCCGAGGUCGAAUGGCCCGAGGGCGAGAGCGAGGGCGAGGCCGAGGCCGCGGUCGAGGCCGAUGCCGAGGCCGAGGUGGUGCCCAAGGCGCCUGCUCCCCCAGCCCCUCGCGAGGCGACGCCUGCGCGGCCGCCCACCGAGGAGUCGCUCCAGGGCGCUCCGCCGAAGCAGCUCGAGAGCCAGGGCUGGGACGGCAAGGCGCUCGCCGCCCCGACGCAGCAGCCGUCCUGCAAGUUCUGCCGCACGUUCCUGGACCCGUUUGCCAAGGGCGUGCGCCUCCUCAGGAAGAGCCCCCAGGUGUUCUGUUGCGGAACGUGCAACGGCAAAACCACUACCCUCGCGAAGGUGUUCGGCCACUGGCCGAUCGACGAGUUCAAGGGGCUCUCGGCCGAGGAGCAGAGUACCUUCUUCCAGACGCGCGGGACUGGCCAGGACAGCAUCAAGACGGCAGUCCACGAGCAAGUCAUGAAGAAGUGGGCGCACCAGAAGUCCAACAAGGUCGCUGGCGAUUGCAUGCCCGAGUGGUACUGGCGCAACCAGGGCAUGCCAGAGGAGACGAUCCAAAGGAUGAAGGCCCUGGCCCCAGGGGAAGAUCACCCCAUCUUCGGAGACACGUUCCAGGUCAUGAUCCAUGGGACUUCCGAGUCUGCGACGGAGGAGCUUGCGAGGCAGCAGGUGCUCUCGGCGGCAACUCGGAAGGGGAAGGGCGCCGCCGCGGCGGACAGCGCCGCCGCGGGCAGCGGCAGCGCUACUGGCGAGACCGCCGCCGCCGAGGAGCCUGCGGCCGCGCCUGCGCCAGCGCCAAAGGAGACGUCCUCUUCUUCGGCUUCCGACUCGGAGUCCAGCUCGAGCGAGGGCGAGAAAAAGAAGCACACUAAGAACAAGAAGAAUACGGAGGAGAAGAGGGCGAAGCGCCAGACGCAGGGCGACGCCGCCAAGGCGCUCGCGAAGGUCUCUCCCCUCGCGUCCUCGCUCGACACGGCCCUCAGCCACAGCGUGAUCAGCGAAGUUCCGAAGUUCGUGGCCAAGACCGCGAAGGAGGCGCUGGUCAUCCUCAAGAAGUACGCCCAGGAGGCCGAAGGGGCCAUCAAGACGCACGAUCCGCAACCGCUGUCGUUCAAGCUCGACGAGCUCAUCAGCAAAACGAAGGACGCGCAGGACUCCCACGACAAGCUCUUCAACGUCCUGAAGAGCGUGGAGCAGUCGCCCUACCACCUCGUGCGCUACGCAGAUGAAUUCGUGCCAGGCAAUGUCCAUAGGCAGGACAACCGAAGAAAGUUGUUCGGCAUGUCCGUGACUAUCAGAGAGUUCGGCCCCCACAUCACCAAGCAUGUUGAAGCCUGGUUGCCAGUCAUUUGCGCCCGAUCCACUGUGGCGAAACAGAUCAAGGGGGGCGCCUCGAAUGUAGUCAGAACAUUUGUGCGACGAAUGUUCAUAGAAGAUGAAAUUUCUACAAAGGGUGUUUUGGUACAGCUGGACGCGGCCGCCUCUGAAACAGCAGCUAUGUAUUUCAAGCUCGGCAACCUGGUCCUUGACGGCGACGCCGCCAGGGGCGUCAGCUCCACUGCGAGUGGCCUCGACGCGAUGUUCGCCGAGCACGCCGAAGCAUUCAAUGGCGCUUAUCCUGAAGGUGAAAGCUUCAAUGCAAGUGCCUUUGCUGAGUACGAGCUCGAAAACCCCUUGGCGUCGGACGCGUUCAUCGAGGAAGUCUCCUCGAUCGCCAUCAAAUUCAUCCUGAUUGGCGUCGGCGUCGCCGUCGUGGGGUCUGUCCAGGGCUUCGCCUUCAGCUGGUUCGCCGACAGGCAGGUGGCCAAGAUGAGGCCUCUGUACUUCGACGCCCUCCUGCACAGGGACGUGGGAUGGUUCGACACGCACGACGCCGCGUCGCUGCCCACGGUCAUGGGGUCGAACCUCGACGAGUACGCGGAAGGGCUUGGGACGAAGUUCGGGGUGUCGGUACAGUCGACCUCCUGCCUCGUCGGGGGCCUCAUCUUCGGAUUCGUGCUGUCCUGGCAGAUCGCCGCGAUGAUGUGCAUCUGCGUCCCCCUGCUCGGGCUCGGCGCCGCAAUAAUGGGCAAGUCCAUCAUGGACAUGAUGCUGGAGACCCAGGGCGCGUACAGCGAGGCAGCCAAGGUAGUCGAGGAGGUGAUGUUCGCCAUCCGGACGGUGGUGGCCUUCGGGGGAGAGUUCAGGGAGGUCGGGCGCUAUUCGGCCGCCGUGGAGGAGGCGCGCAGGGGCGGUGUGCGGAACCGGCUCAAGAUCGGCAUGGGUGGCGGCUAUAUUUGCGUGCACGGGGGCACGGUGUCGGAUUUCUGGUCGUUGGCGCUUGCCUUCUGGUUCGGCAUGAUGCUCGUUUACAACGAGUGGGAUACCGAGAUCUCAGUCGGAAAGAUGAUGUCGGCGUUCUUCUGCGUCUUGACGGCGGGCUUCGUGAUGGGCCAGAUACCACCUGGUUUCGCUGGUUACGUGAAAGCCAAGAGCGUGAUGGCAAUGUUCUUCCAUUCCCUGGAAAACGAUUCUGAGAUCCAGAGGAGGCUGAAGGACGAGCGCCCAGACGUCGGACCAAUCAGUAGCCUGGAGUUCUCCAAUGUGACCUUCUCCUACCCAGCCCAGCCCGAAGUCACGGUUCUCAAGGGACUUAGCUUGUCAAUCCAGCAGGGCCAGAAGGUUGCUGUGGUGGGCGAGUCGGGUAGUGGUAAGAGUACGGUGAUGGCGUUGCUCGAGCGGUUCUACGACCCCACCAGCGGCCAGGUGUUGGUCAACGGCCAGGACUUGAAGAAUUUCUCGGUGAAGUCGUACCGCCAGCAGAUUGGCUACGUGGGUCAGGAGCCCGUCGUCUUCGCCACGAGCGUUCGCGAGAACAUAAUGCAAGGGUGCAAUGCGGCCACCGACGCAGACUUCAAACGGGCAUGCAGCAUGGCACAGUUAGACUUCGUCGAUUCUUUGCCGAAGAAGUUCGACACCUACAUGGGCACGGGGGGCUCACAGUUCUCCGGUGGCCAGAAGCAGCGCGUGGCCAUCGCCCGCGCGCUGCUCAAGAAACCGUCGCUGCUCUUCCUGGACGAGGCCACCAGCGCGCUCGACAACAACUCGGAGAAGAUGAUCCAGGAGACGAUCGACAACCUGGGCUCCCAGAGCUCCCUCGGCAUGACGAUGGUGACCAUCGCCCACCGCCUGAGCACCGUGCAGAACUCGGACGUCAUCUUCGUGCUGAAGCGCGGCGUUGUCGAGGAAUACGGCCCCCCGGGCGAGCUGAUGACGAGGGAGGGCGGCGAGUACCGCGCCCUGGCCGCGGCGCAGCAGCACGCGGCCGAGGGCGAGCGCCUCUCGCAGGACGGCCAGGCCGACGGCAUCGCGGGGGGCUCGGGCUUCCAGCGCCAGAUCACUCCUGUGUCGGCGAGCGAGGCCAAGGUGGAGAAGAGGAUCACGUCUAAGUCCGACGAUGACGAGGCGGCGCGGGAGAAGGAGAUCGCCAAGCAGUACAAGGUGCCAAUGGGGCGCCUCCUUGGCUUUGCCAGGCCGGAGCGGUGCUACCUGGUCGUCGGUACGGUGAGCGCUCUUGUCGCUGGCGCGUGCUUUCCCGUUCUGGGCUCGGUGGUGCUUGUCGACGCCAUGGUCGGCUUCCUCUCUGGAGACAGGGAGACCAUGAAACAGGAGGUCGAGACCGCCUGCGUCUGGUUCGUGGUCGCUGGCCUGAUACGCGCAGUGGUCCAAACCUUCCAGUUUUACUCAUUCGGUGUCAUCGGCGAGGCAAUGACGAUGCGGGUCCGUGUCACGUUGCUGAAGAAGAUCUUCGAGAUGGAGGUCGGCUUUCAUGACGACCCAGAGAAUGCACCCGGCAAACUGUUGAAGGCCUUGCAGCUCUAUGCUCUGCGCAUCGCCACCCUGGCCGUAGGCAUCGGGGACAAGGCGGAUGCAUUGUGUGCAAUCGUCGUGGGCCUCUCCCUGGCCUUCAUUGCGUCGUGGGAGAUGGCCCUGGCCAUGGUGGUGUCCAUCCCGAUCUUCGGUGCCGCUCAGGGCAUCCAGAUCGCAGUCACGAUGGGCAGCUCGAGGAACGAGUCGGAGCACCUGAAGAACUCUGCGCAGCUCGUGAACGACGCCAUCACCAGCGCCCGGACCGUCCACGCCGCCGGCAACGAGCGGGACCUGGUCAGCCUGUACUCCCAGAUGGUGGCGCCGGUCUCUACGGGUCUGAUGCGCAAGCACCUCGGCGGUGGCGUCGCGUUUGGCAUCUCCAACGGCGUCAUGUUCUGGGUCUGCGCGGGCGGCUUCUGGUUUAUGGGUUAUCUGAUAUCCGAGGACAUCAUCGAUUUCGGGGACGGCAUGAGAGCUUUCAUGGGCAUUCUGUAUGCUGGUAUGGGUGCGGGCAUGGCCUCAGCGCUCACUGGCGACGUCAGCAAGGCCAAGGUUGCCGCACACGACUUGUUCCAGCUCCUCGACCGCGAGAGCCUCAUCAACGGUCUUGAUACAGUUGGGGUCGAGGACGUGAGGAAUGUAGGGAGAAUUGAGUUCCGGAGUGUCGAUUUCUCGUACCCGCUGCGUCUGGAGCUGAAGGUGCUGCACUCGCUGAGCUUCUCGAUCGAGGCGGGCACAUCCGUGGGCGUGGUGGGGCCUUCGGGCGGUGGCAAGAGCACAGUGCUGGCCAUGCUGCAGCGAUUCUACGAUCCGCAGGCGGGAAAGGUACUGGUCGGCGCGGACCUGGCGCCGCUGGAUACGCUGAACAUCAGGUGGUGGAGGAGGCAGGUGGGCUUCGUCGGCCAAGAGCCCAUCCUCUUCGACACCAGCGUGCUGGAGAAUGUCAAGUACGGGCUCGACGACGGCGAGAAAGUCUCCGAACAGCGCCUCGAGGAGUGCAAGCAGAUGUGCAACCUGACGUUCUUGGACAGCCACACAGCGAAGGGCUGGGACACGCAGGUCGGGCCGCGCGGCCAGAGGCUGUCGGGCGGCCAGAAGCAGCGCGUGGCGAUCUGUCGCGCCAUGGUCAAGGACCCACCCGUUCUUCUGCUCGACGAGGCCACCAGCGCUCUCGACAGCCAGAGCGAGAAGGUGGUGUCCGCCGCGCUGGAGAAGGCGCAGCGGGGCAGGACGCCGAGGAAGAAAGAAGCUGCGUGA
Prorocentrum cordatum is the source of this 7734-nucleotide messenger RNA. NCBI's taxonomy places the organism in Eukaryota, Dinophyceae, Prorocentrales, Prorocentraceae. The record is from the annotation of a GenBank genome assembly.